Molecule: messenger RNA, 2313 nt
Organism: Arabis nemorensis
Lineage: Eukaryota; Viridiplantae; Streptophyta; Magnoliopsida; Brassicales; Brassicaceae
Source: the annotation of a GenBank genome assembly
AUGGAAACGAGGCCUGGAGAGAGAGAAUUCUCAAAUGGUGAUGUUUAUACUGGUCAACUCAAAGGAACGCUUCCUCAUGGGAAGGGAAAAUAUGCGUGGUCGGAUGGAAUUAUCUACGAGGGUGAUUGGGAAGAAGGGAAAAUAUCUGGGAAAGGAAAGCUGAUGUGGUCAUCUGGAGCUAAAUAUGAAGGGGAUUUCUCUGGAGGCUACCUUCAUGGCUAUGGCACCAUGACUUCUCCUGAUGGUUCUGUCUACAGUGGAGCCUGGAGGAUGAACGUACGGCACGGGCUAGGGAGGAAAGAGUAUUGCAACUCAGAUGCAUAUGAUGGCUCAUGGAAAGAAGGAUUACAAGAUGGCAGUGGUAGUUAUUUUUGGACCAAUGGAAAUAGGUUUAUUGGGAAUUGGAAAAAGGGUAAAAUGUCUGGGAGAGGGGUUAUGAGCUGGGCAAAUGGUGAUCUCUUUAACGGUUUUUGGUUGAAUGGUCUUAGACAUGGCUCUGGAGUUUAUAAGUAUGCCGAUGGCGGUUUUUAUUUUGGAACCUGGUCACGUGGACUAAAAGAUGGGACUGGAGUAUUUUAUCCUGCUGGAAGUAAACACCCAUCUCUAAAGAAGUGGUAUCGGUCUUUUGGUUACGAUGACACAGGAAAUUUUGUCCUCUCUCAUGAUUCAUCAAUAAAUCUUGACGACAUACGGACUUCAAAAGCUGUGUCACGAACUCUUUCUGAGAUAACCACUACUAGUGGACUGACGAGAAAUUCUGGUAGAAUGUCGGAGAGAUUUCUUGAUGAAAAUUGGAGCACAAAUGAUCCUCCAAGAGAUUUUAUGCAUCAUGGUCCCUCAUCCAAGUCUGUACGGUCUGUUGACUCUGGUCAAAGUGACAAGAACCCUAUCGUUUUUGAAAGGGAAUACAUGCAAGGAGUUUUGAUUAAAGAACGAAUUAUGAGUUCUAUUGACAUGUCACACAAGGCUAGACCUAUGGAUGGUCCUAAAGAAGUCACGAUUAGCGCUUGUGUGAGCUUUCUAGGGGGGAAAUGGAACUAUUAUCUAAUGCUUAAUCUUCAACUCGGUAUCAGGUAUACUGUUGGAAAAAUCACGCCAGUGCCUAGGCGGGAAGUUCGAGCUUCUGACUUUGGUAAAAGAGCCAGAAUCAUGAUGUUCUUUCCUAGAGACGGUUCCCAGUAUACGCCUCCACACAAGUCCAUUGAUUUCGCUUGGAAAGACUAUUGCCCUAUGGUUUUCAGGAAUUUGAGGGAGAUGUUCAAACUAGAUGCUGCAGACUACAUGAUGUCUAUCUGUGGUGAUGAUGGCUUGAGGGAAAUUUCGUCCCCUGGGAAAAGUGGCAGUAUCUUCUACCUUUCACACGACGACAGAUUUGUGAUAAAGACGUUAAAAAGAUCUGAGUUGAAGGUUCUACUCAGGAUGUUGCCUAGGUACUAUGAACAUGUAGGGGACCAUGAAAAUACGCUCAUAACGAAAUUUUUUGGAGUACACAGAUUAAAACUCAACUGGGGUAAAAAGGUACGCUUUGUGGUCAUGGGGAAUAUGUUUUGCACAGAAUUGAAGAUUCAUCGCCGAUAUGACCUUAAGGGCUCUACCCAAGGGAGAUUUACAGAAAAGAAGAAAAUCAGAGAAAAAACUACUAUGAAAGAUCUUGAUUUAGCGUAUGAAUUUCAUAUGGACAAGCUGCUGCGCGAGGCUCUCUUCAAGCAAAUUUAUUUAGACUGCUCGUUCUUGGAAUCUCUGCAAAUCAUUGAUUACAGUCUUCUGUUGGGAUUACAUUUUAGAGCUCCCGAUCAACUUAAUGAACUCCCGGAGCCUGCCAAUGCAAUGUCAGAUCAAGAAAGUGAUAGUGUUGGCUCUGUUGAAGUCAAUUUGCUUCGUGAACCCUCCACUCCUCCAAAAGGGAUAUUAUUGGUUACUCACGAACCCAGUUUCGUUAAUACCGCCCCGGGUCCUCACAUCAGAGGUAGCACACUACGAGCAUUCUCUGUUGGCGAGAAAGAAGUUGAUCUCAUUCUACCUGGAACUGCAAGGCUCCGGGUACAGUUAGGAGUGAACAUGCCUGCUCAAGCCCACCACAAACUCCGUCAAGACGAAGAGGAAUCAGGAACGGACGAACUCUUUGAAGUAUAUGAUGUGGUUGUGUACAUGGGCAUCAUCGACAUCCUGCAAGAGUACAACAUGAAAAAGAGGAUGGAAAUUACUUGCAAAUCUAUGCAGUAUGAUCCGAUGACAAUUUCAGCCAUCGAGCCUACGCUUUACUCUAAACGGUUCACUGAUUUCCUCCUUAAGGUAUUCCCAGAAAAAGCGUAG